AUGUGCCGAGCUGCCAACUUUCUUUCUGUCCCCCUGCCCACAUUCUUUCUGUGCCCACAAGCCAUCCAUCUCUGUGCGUGCACCUGUGGGCGUGCCCCCAUGCCCCACCAUCAGCUGCAUGAAGAUGUGAGAGACAUGGAGCCAGCGCUCCCUCACCUACACCGCACCCCUCACUGCCUCGUUGCAGCAGCUGCACGGGCAGCUGGAGCUGCAACAUGCGCCCCUCACACUGCCUUGUCGCUUGGCGUGCCACACUCUGCUGCUGCUCCCCCUCUGUCGUCGUCCCCGCCGUGGCUUGCAGCAUGUCAGCAGCACAGGGACAAGCACAUACCUUCCCUCGCCUCGUCCCCCUACUCCCCACCCUCGGCCGCCCUCACACUCUCCCGCUCGCUCCUUGACUCCACGCGCGUUCUGCCGCUCUCCCAAGCAGCCCUCUCCACACUCGCCGCGCUCAUCUGCCCGCCAACCAGUGCAGCAAGAGACGUUGGCUGUGGUGAGGCAGAUGUGGUGGGAGGAGGGUCAGGAGGAGGAGAAAGGGAGUGGGUGGAGGGUAGAGGCUCAGCUGGCAGCUCUGGGGAGGGCAGUGGGGAUGGCGCUGGUGGGGGUGGGAGGCGGAGCAGUGCUGCUGGUGGUGGCAGUGAUGGCGGUGGUGGAGGCACAAGAGCGAGCAGUCUGUGGGUGGCAGCAGUGGGGCUGCACUGCUGUCGCCUGCUCUCCCGCUCCUCCUUCACCAGGUGCCUUCACUUGCCCACGUUUGAGGCUUCACUUGCCCACGCACAUCCAUCCACCCAACAACACGACUCUACAUCCCUUCCUCCCGACCUCCUCCCCGGGGGUCUUCUGGAGAAGCAGAGUCUCCUGUCAGCUGUAACAGCUCUCGCGUCUUCACCAUCCAUCACUCCCACCACCUCUCUGGACCUUCCCUCCCUCCCACUCAUCCGCGACCUCCUCUCCAUCUUCCCCCGCUCGCCUGCCUCCCUCCCUCUCCUCUCCGCCAUGCUUCGACUCGCCACCACCUCCUAUACCACCGUGGCCGAAGCAGCCGCAGCAGCCGCAGCAGCGGCAGCAGGGGCGGGAGGCGGAGCGACAGGGGGUGGUGAAGCGGCAGUGUCGGCCCUCUCCCUGCCUCCAGCCUCUGCUGUAACCUUCGCCACGAGGAGUCGCCUGGACAACGAUUUUGACGACGACUGGGAGUUUCAGCAGCCGUCUGCUGCCACCAGUGGGCUGCACGGUGGGCGGCAAGGUGGGCACAGUGGGCUGCAAUCUGCUGGCGGAAGGGGCGGGAGAGGCGGGGCAAGAGGAAGACUGGGAAGAAUGAUGGGGUCGAGAUCAGGAGCAGUUGUACCCAUCUUUCAGCCUCAGCUGCAGCAGCAGGUGAUAGAGCUAGAGGAGGAGGGUGGGGAGGGGGAGGAGACUCGGAUCUUUGACAAUGAAUUGGAUGCGCCUGGAGUGCUGCCGUCCCAGGCUCCCCUGGUGCGCAGCAGGAACACACAGAGCGCGUGGCGGGACGGAGCAGGGGGCAGUGGCGCUGCCGCCGGUGCUGCUCGUGCUGCUGCUACUACUACUGCUGCUGGGGUGCUGACAGGUUUGAGUGGUGGUGGUGGCAGUGCAACAGCAGCGGAGGUGGCGGAGGGAGCGGUGUGGAUGGUGGGGUGGGUGGCGGAGUUCCUUCCAGCAGCGGCGUGCAGAGAGGUGGUGCUGCUGCUGGAGCUUAGUGAAGACUCCGAGUGCUACUGGCAGUUGCUCUCCGUGCUUGCAUCACACGCUGAACUAUUGAUAGCACUCGAGCCUGUGCUAGCAGCCCUGGAGUCCCAUGCAUCCACCACACUGCACUCCCACCAGCAGCACCUCCUUCACCUCACAACCACAACUGCCUGCCGCCUUGCAGCGCACAAGGACGGCGCCCUGCCGCCCGCCCUGCUCCGAGAUGAGGGCGUGGGGGUUUUGGGGGGAGUGGAGCGGAUGGAGGGCGUGGGGAGCGUUGUGGAGUUGGCAGAUGCGUGGGGUGGUGGAGCUGACACUGCAACUGCCAGCGACACAGAUGUGAAUCGGGCGCUGCAGGUGAUGCAGGAGGCCCUUGCCCCCAUGUUGGGCAGCAAACCCCUGCCCACCCCAGCUGCGCGCAUCCACCUCGCAGAUGCCCUCCUCGCACUCAUCCUUCUCAGCGACUCUGACCUCUUUACUACGCCGCUCCUUGCGCUGCUGCACGACCGGGACUACGGGGUGCGCCUGCACAUGGCCCACCUGCUGCCCGCGCUCUUCCUCAAGUGGGAGGACCACCCCGCCUUGCUCACCGACACGCUCGGGGGAGGAGGUGGGGGAAGAGAUGAGGGAAAGGGAGGCAGUGGAGGAGAGGGAGGGGAAGAGGGAGGAGCAGGAGGGAGUGGGGAGACAGAUGAGGAGAGAGUGAGGAGGGAGGUGGAGCGAGUGGACAGGGCGAGGGUGGAGACGGGUGUCUUACUGCUGGGGAGGAUAGCCGAGAGCAGCGACCUGGUGGAGGACGAGGUGAGCUACAUGCCGCCCUUGUUCUCCCUGCAUGGUGUUCUGACUAUAAUCUUUGCCUUGUUUGCCUCUGCUGCAUGGUGGUCGUGCUCUGCCUGCCCCUCUCCUCUCAUCCAGGUCAUAUUCCUCAUCGCCGCAGCUGCUGCUCUCCGCCUUGUGCGCACCAAUUUGGCUGCUGCAGUCCUCACCACAGCUGCAGCAUCGCUGGGCUACCCCAGUCUCAGCCAGUACCUGGACAUUCUCCUGCCCUCUGUGGCCACACGGUGGGUGGCAGCAGACCCCGUGCUGCUGCCGCUGCCUGCUCUCGCACAGGUGGUGGUGGCGUUGGAGCAAGCAGGGGGGGGUAGGGGGAUGGGUGGCGCAGGCUGUUGGACAGCUGGUGGCGGAGGGAGGCAGAUGCUAGAGGAGAAGGGCGACCAUGAAGCGGGAGGAGACACUGCAUGGGUGGUAGCAGCAGGAGUGGGGGGUGCAGGAGCACUUGCAAGGGCGUGGAAGAGGCUGGCUCCGCUGGUGCUGCCUGCGCUGCUGCUGCUGGGGAGGGAGAGUGACGUGCAAUUCCUGGCCGAGGCCCUCCAGGCGCCCGCCCCUCGGCUCCUCAAGGAGUCAUUCCCACAUGUGGUUGCUGCGCUCCUGCCAUUCCGCCAGUCAGAGCUUGACACGUGGCAGAAGGAGGCUGCGACACGUGUGCUCACGACAGGCCUGCUGGCCACGGCGGGGUGGAGUGAGGUGGAGAGGGAUCAGCUUCUGACCAAGCACAUGGUGCCCAUCAUCACCAGUCUGCUGCAGCACACGUCCUCCCAGCAGCACCCAUCGUUGCCGUCCUUCCCCACCGCGUGCAUCCGUGCCACCAUCUGCACCCUGGUGGACAGCACUGCUGACUCGCAUGCCAGCAGCAACAGCAUCAGUACGAGCGCACUGCCCUCCGCGCCUCCCCUCGUCUCAGACCACCUCAACAUUUUGCGCCCGGCCAAUGUCUUUCCAUUGCUCCUCGCCCUGCACAAGGCGGCUGUAGCAGCCUGCAGUCCACGUCAUCGCUGCCACAUCAUCGCUGCGCUGUCAGUGCUGGUUGACAUCCUGGGGAACAGAGUCACAGUGCCGCCCACUUUCAGGUACCUGGUGCACAUUCUGCUCGCCUGCCUGCCCACCUCGGCACCCACCUGGCCUCCACCCGCCCCACCGCUCGCCUCCUCCCAGCUCUCGCUCUCUCAGAGCCCCUCCUGCCCCUUGCCCUCGCCCUCGACACCAGCAGCGGUGGCGGCAGUUUGUCUAGACGUGCUGGCGCGGGUGGUGGCUGCAGCACAGAGCAACGGUGCCAGGGAGGGUGGUCACAGUGGAAUGGCGUCUGCUGCUGUGUUGGACCAAAGCCAGAUUCCGCCAUCCCCUGCCACUCUUUCCGCUCCGCCCCUCCCCCUCUCGCUGCAGGCCAUAGUGUCUCGCCUACUGGCCCUCUGCACUCCCCCAGCUGCAGAAGCAGCAGUGGGAGCGGCGGCGGCAGGGGCAGGAGGGGGGGCAAUAGGAGUGGCAGAAGGGGGAGCAGCAGCAGGGGCAGCAGGGCAGGAGGGGGAGCUUCCAGAGGCGCUGGUGGAGCUGCUGAGAGCGUUCACAGUGGAUGCCCCUGCAGCAGUGAGGGCUCGCCUGCAGUUGCUGCACAUGCCAGCAGCAGCAGUGGCAGCGCACCCGUCUUUGGCUUGCACGCAUCGCAGCAACUAG
Messenger RNA from Closterium sp. NIES-65, 4212 nucleotides. The record is from the annotation of a GenBank genome assembly. NCBI's taxonomy places the organism in Eukaryota, Viridiplantae, Streptophyta, Zygnematophyceae, Desmidiales, Closteriaceae.